AUGUCUGGAGGAGGAACAGAGAAGAACAAGAAAUCUGCAGCUUCUGCACGAUCUCACACCAGAAAUCAUCAAGAAAGACCUCCUUCUGGUUUCUUGAAAACGAUUCUCCUGGUAUCGUUCGUCGGAGCUUUAGCAUGGGUUUAUCAGUCAAUCCAACCACCACCGCCGAAAAUCGUCGGCUCUCCCGGUGGAGCCGCCGUGACAUCGCCGAGAAUCAAACUGAGAGACGGAAGACAUUUGGCUUACAAGGAAUCCGGAAUUCCUAGAGACGAAGCCGAGUUCAAGAUCAUAUACAUCCACGGCUUCGAUUCUUGUAUGCACGAUUCACCCUUCACUCAUUUCUUAUCAGCGGAUCUUGUGGAGGAAUUGAGGAUAUACACUGUGUCUUUAGACCGUCCUGGUUAUGGUGAGAGUGACCCUGACACGAAUCGGUCACCGAGAAGCAUAGCAUUGGAUAUAGAAGAGCUGGCUGAUGGGUUAGGAUUAGGACCUAAGUUCUAUGUCUUUGGUCACUCCAUGGGUGGUGAAAUCACAUGGGCAUGCCUUAAGUACAUUCCUCACAGGUUAGCAGGAGCUGUGCUUGUAUCACCUGCGAUUAACUACUGGUGGAGAAAAUUACCGGGGGAGAUAACAAGGGAAGCUUUUUCACGAAUGUAUCCAGCUGAUCAGUGGGCUCUUCGAGUAGCUCACUAUGCUCCUUGGCUUACAUUUUGGUGGAACACUCAGAAAUGGUUCCCAUUCUCCAAUGUGAUCGCCGGUAACCCCAUUAUUUUCUCCCGGCGGGACAUGGAGGUCUUGUCUAAGCUCGGAUUCACCAGACCAAAUCGGGCAUACACAAGACAACAAGGUGAAUAUGAAAGCCUACACCGAGAUUUGAAUGUUGGAUUUUCAAGCUGGGAAUUCGAUCCGUCAGACCUUCAAGAUCCGUUCCCGAACAACAAUGGCUCGGUUCACCUAUGGAUGGGCGACGAGGAUAAGUUUGUGCCGGUGAAGCUUCAGCGUUAUAUCGUGUCAAAGCUUCCAUGGGUUCGUUACCAUGAAAUCUCUGGAUCAGGACAUUUGUUACCUCUUGAGGACGGUAUGACUGACAAGAUGAUCAAGUCACUUUUGGGUGGGGAAGAAGAGGUCGAGUAA
Messenger RNA from Microthlaspi erraticum, 1134 nucleotides. NCBI's taxonomy places the organism in Eukaryota, Viridiplantae, Streptophyta, Magnoliopsida, Brassicales, Brassicaceae. The record is from the annotation of a GenBank genome assembly.